AUGGAUUGCAGCAAAUUGGUAGAAGAUGAGACCCCUGAGUUAGGAAUGGAGUUCAACAGUGACGAGGAUGCGUACAAGUUUUACAACAAAUAUGCCUUAAAAAUGAGUUUUAGUGUAAGCAAAAACUAUCUGAAUAAAGACAAAGACAGUGUGACCACGUCUAGAAGAUAUAGUUGCUGCAAGAAAGGUGUGAAGCGCAAGUACGAAGGUGAUGUGAUGCCAAAGAGGACACGAGCGCCAACGAAAAUAGGGUAUGGAGUUAAAAUGGUUAUCGUGUUGUUUAGAGGGACAAUGAAAUACCGUGUGCAUGACCUUGUCUUAGAGCAUAACUAUGAGUUGCACAUUGCUCAAUGUUCGCACAUGAUGCCAUCACAAAGAAAAGUGAGUGAGACUCAAAGAUUCCAAAUUGAAAUAAGCGAGGAUGCUGGGUUUUCAUUGAAACAGAGCCAUGAGCUUAUGGGAAAGGAGGCAGGUGGGAUGGGUAAUGUGGGAUAUACUCGGGAUGAUCUUAAACGAUAUCUUCGAACAAGGCGGGAAAUGAGCUUGAAAUAUGGAGAAGUAGGUAGCAUGUUGAAUUAUUUUCAAGAGCAAACACUUGAGAAUCCUUCUUUUUUUCAUGUCGUACAGCUAGACUGUGAAGAGCAGACAACGAAUAUCUUGUGGGCUGAUACAGGAAUGUUAAUUGACUACAACUUUUUUGGAGACGUAAUCACAUUUGACACAAUCUACAAAACAAAUAAAGAAUACCGACCACUUGGAGUAUUUGUGGGUUUUAACCAAUAUAAGCAAAUUGUGAUAUUCGCAAAGACGUAUUCAUCAAUCGUAUUUGGUGCAUUCCAAAAUGAAUAUGGCGAGUCAACAAAUAUAGUUAUAUUGAGACAACAAGAUGCAGGGAUGUUUGUGGAGUUUGCGGUCAUGAGGUAUGAUGGAGGACCUGAAAGAAUAGUGGAGCAUGCGGCAAUUUCAACACACUGUGAUAUUGAUGCAUAUCAUGUAUUUUCACCAUCACCGCAGGAAAGAAAUAACACCCAGGGAUUGCGACUAACUGUUGACGUCGCCUCCCUUCAGAGACAGAUUGAUGAAUGA
Coffea arabica (coffee) is the source of this 1086-nucleotide messenger RNA. RefSeq names its product protein FAR1-RELATED SEQUENCE 5-like. NCBI's taxonomy places the organism in Eukaryota, Viridiplantae, Streptophyta, Magnoliopsida, Gentianales, Rubiaceae. The record is from RefSeq and is a predicted model, not a curated record.